AUGAAACCUCAAAAUGAUAUUCCUCUACGUUCAGCUAAAAAGGCAGUUCGUCGCAUACGAAAUGCCAAUAAUCGUGCUGUCCGUAACGAUCUUUUAUCAUCUAUACAUGUUAAUGAUUCAAUUGAUGUUGAUGAUCAAAGCGAUAUAUUCGACGAUCAAACAAAUAAAAUACAUGAUGUUUUAAUGCAAGACCAAAGCAACGAACAAUCUAGUAGCGAUUCAAUUUCAUUCGAGCAUUCUAUGAACGAUAUGGCUAGUGUUCAUUCGUAUUCAAACAAUACUGAUGAUGAAGUUCAAGACAAUAUUGCACAGAAUUUCGUCGAUAAUAAUGUCAAAUCUAGUGAAUAUAAUCUGAAGGAAAUAUCAAUCGCACUUACCUUAUUUCGACACAGACAUAGCUUAUCAAAAUCAUGUAUCAAUGAUCUAUGUGAUUUGCUCAGAUCUCUUGGUAUAAAGAAUGUACCAACUGAUUUCCGUUCUAUUGAACGAAAUAUGAUGUUUAAUCAGGAGAAUAUAUUACAAAGUAAGAAAUAUAUUGUCUGUUCCGAAUGUGGUACUAAAGGAGCAAGUACAUCAAAAUGUGAAAAUGCAAAUUGUAAGUCGAGCACCGGUUUUGCAUCCGUUCCAACUACACUGUGUACGUUUAAAAUUCUACCACAAAUAACAGCUAUACUGGAUAGAAACGAUUUAAUUGAUGAAUCAAAUAGCAAUCAUUCGAAAAUAUCCGAUGUUAAAGAUGGUAGUGUGCGGCGAGCAAUUGCAUGUCAAGAACGAAAACUGGACCCAACGAAGAAGAUAGUGACUCUGUUAUUGAAUAGUGAUGGAAUAGUGUUGAAGAAGUUCAGUCGUUCUAUUUGGAUAUGUUGCGUGGUAAUCAAUGAACUACCUCGUAGGAUUCGAUUUAAUAAUGAUAAUAUUAUUAUUUGUUCUAUCUCUAUGGGUGGGACGAAACCCAAAAAGGAUCAUUUUCAAGAUUUUGUCUCUGAUUGGAUAUAUGAAUUACAUCAACUGGAAUUAGGCUUUCACAUAUCUCCUCCAAGUUUAAAUACUAGCUUUGUCAAAGUACACGCUUAUCUCAUUGCUGCAGCACUCGACAAACCAGCAGCUGCACUUGUAAUGAACUUGAAAGAGCACUCUGGUUUCUACAGUUGUGUUCAAUGCACUAUUCGAGGAACAUCCGUUCCAGUUCGAGAUGGCAGUACACGUGUUUUUAUACGAAAUAAAAACGAAAAUAUCAAAUAUAGAAAUAAUACCCUAUAUGAUCUAUGCAUGACCAAACUAUCACAAAAACGUAUGAUGGAAAUGUGGUUCACAAGUCGUCUAGAAUUAUAUUCUAUACAUAAGAAUUUGAAUGUAGUCGAAGAUAAGUUGGACACUAUUCAAUAUCCAACCACCACAUAUCAUUUACCAUCGCAGCUAAGAUUUUUCAAGACGUACAAAGGAAAUGAAUACAGAUUGACAUUGUUAUUUGGUUACCAGUAUUUCAAAUCAAUUCUUCCCGAACAAUACUAUCAACAUCUGAAACUUUUGGCCUUCGCGAUGGGUUUAGCUGAAUCAACUGUUUUGGAUAAUGAAACAAUUGAAACUAUUCAUGUUUUAAUUGAUGAGUUUGAUCGGCUGUUUCCUUUGUUAUAUUCGGAAAAAUCAGUGACGUCUGUGGUUCAUUCAAUGAGUCAUAUCCCGCAAACAUUGAGAGACUUCGGUCCUAUGCAGAAUUAUUCUACAUUUAAUUUUGAAAGUGUUGUCGGUUGUAUCGUUCAAUCCGUUAAUGGCCCAAAUUUAAUCGUUACUGAGCUAGUAAAUAAUAUUAAUCUUGUACAACGUGCCACAGCUGAAUCUAAUAAUGAUAGUUUCAACUCGUCUCUCAAACUAUUUGUCCGUCGUCUUUUCUCUUCAAAACGACAAGCACUUCCGAAACAAAACAAUAUGGAGGCAAAUGAGAAUUUUCGUCUUGCAAAGAAAUUAGAAUUACCGAAUGAUCACAUUGUUAUGGUUCAUCUAAGCAAUCUUCCAAUUUUUAACUUUACUUUGUACAAGACUUGCUGGAAAAACAAAGUGCAGUUUUCAAUAUAUGAUUCAAACUCAGUCGCAAAAAAUAGUGAUUCAUGUAUACUGUUCAAAAAUGGUUCCAACGAAUUGAGUUGUGGGUUUGUAAUGGCCAUUGUCCAUGAUUCGAAACAGAAACGUUCUGUGACAAUUCAUCUAGUACAUAUCAACCGCUGGGAUUCUUUAACAUUCAAGAAGAAAUGUAUCGUUAAUCCAUUUAUCUUUUGGGGACAACUUACAAAACCACCUGAACUUAAAACAAUUGAUGUUCAUGAUAUCGAUGUGAAAAUUGCAUAUAAUCAUUUCACAAAAUUUAGUUGGUUAUUUCCGUUGAAAUCGAAAGAAGCUAGUGGCGUUGCUUUUCAUUUGAAAAAUAUAUUCCAUGCCUCUGGUCCACCUAAAAUAUUACCAUCAGAUAAUGGGAAAGAAUUCGUGGCGAACGUAAUCUUGAAUUUGAAAAAUAAUUGGCCAGAUUUAUUAAUCAUCAAUGGACGUGCGAGACAUCCACAAAGUCAAGGACUAGUGGAAAGAGCCAAUGCUGUCGUUCAACACAUGUUAGGCAAAUGGUUAGAUGUAAAUGAUACUUCUGAUUGGCGAAGUGGUUUAGGCCCUGUGAUGUUAGCAAUUAACAAUUGUACCCCACAGAGUACAAAGAAAACACGAGAUGAAGUGGUUUUCGGACAGUCAUUGAAAAUUGAUCAUGAAUUUUGGUUAGAAUUGCACAAGACAUCCGCAACCAGUGAUUCAAUUAUUAACGAAGAAGAAUUAGCUGAUUCUUUUCUUGAAAAAAUAAGUGCUGCUGCACCAUUUGUUCAACGACAGCUGAAAACUUAUGAACGAGCAUUGAAAAAACGAAAAUCUUUUGAAUUAAACGAUAUUGUUGGUUUGAAAAUAUCAGAUGCCGAUCGUUCAAACACGGCACCUAUUGUUUUACCUUACAAAAUAAUUGAAAUAAUUGAAAAGGAUGAUUCUGCCAACGUAUUUUACAGAUUAGCUACACAAGAUGGUAUCAUUAGUGAACUAUUUUCUUCAUUAGAUUUCAUGGAUUUAACUCAAACUGUAUCCGCAGAUUUACGGAAACUUAAUACAUAUGCAUUACCGAUAAUAACAUUCAUUCAAGCUUGCAAAGUAUUCACGAAAGGAUGA
This is a messenger RNA of Adineta ricciae, 3192 nucleotides long. The record is from the annotation of a GenBank genome assembly. NCBI's taxonomy places the organism in Eukaryota, Metazoa, Rotifera, Eurotatoria, Adinetida, Adinetidae.